Bactrocera dorsalis (oriental fruit fly) is the source of this 2501-nucleotide messenger RNA. RefSeq lists its product as uncharacterized. The record is from RefSeq and is a predicted model, not a curated record. Gene Ontology annotation, molecular function: nucleic acid binding. The coding region runs from base 342 to 2501 and encodes 719 amino acids. The transcript is spliced from 2 exons. Lineage: Eukaryota; Metazoa; Arthropoda; Insecta; Diptera; Tephritidae.
GCCUACACUACAACUAUACAGUCCACUAUAUCAUCAACCCAAGACCCACCCAACCCAAGUAGGAAGCAGAUAUUACUCGGUACUGCAAUGGUUCAAAUAGAACAUAAUGGCCAGCGAUAUUCCGCGAGAGCCCUUAUUGAUUCAGGAUCGGAAGCCACAUUUAUAUCUCGAAGACUUCAGAGAAGCUUGGAUAUACCCACCCACUCUGUAUCAGCCCAAGUGACCGGACUAAACAAUGCAGUUUCAGCAACACCAACGAGUAUUUGUGAAAUCACGCUUUGCUCACCCUUAAACACAAAUUAUAAGCUAUCAGCACAGGCAUUUAUACAGAUAUUCAAAAAAUGUACCGCCAAAUACUCGUAGACCCUAAACACACUCGGUUCCAAAGGAUAUUAUUUAGGAAGUCCCCGGAAGACACAAUAGAAGACUUCGAAUUGCAAACAGUCACGUUCGGCAUAAAUUGUGCGCCGUAUUUAGCGAUCCGUACCCUCAUGAAGCUAGCCGAUGAUGUUGAAGAAACCCACCCAUUAGCAGCCAAAAUACUUCGCCAGGAAAUGUAUGUAGACGAUGUUUUAGCUGGAACACAUGACCUGACCACGGCAAAGUCAGCACGAGAUGAACUCAUUUCCGCUCUGAAGACCCCAGGAUUCGCUCUGCGAAAAUGGACCUCCAAUGACCCACACAUUCUGAAAGGACUUCCACGGGAUCAUCUUUUAGAGACAGAAACACUCAACCUUUCGGAACCCGAGAACACCAAAACCCUGGGCAUUCGAUGGAACUCCAAAAAGGAUUCAUUUUUCUUCCUCGUCAACCCAAUGGAGAAAAAACCCGCAUACACCAAACGUGAAGUUUUAUCAGCCAUAGCAAAAUUGUUUGACCCAGCCGGUUGGCUUAGUCCAAUAAUAAUCACGGCAAAAAUAAUUAUGCAACAAAUAUGGCUGGAUAAAACUGACUGGGAUGAAAGCCUGAAGCCCCUCACCCUUCAUCGAUGGAACAGCUUCGUAAAGGAUUACGACAACAUAAACAAAAUUGAAAUACCCAGGUGGACCCAUUUUAACCCAACAGCCACCAUUGAAUUCCACGGUUUCUCUGAUGCUUCAGAAAAAGCAUAUGCCGCGACACUUUAUAUAAGGGUUUCAGUUGGAGACAAAAUAUGGACAACUCUCUUAGUGUCAAAAACAAAAGUUGCUCCCAUUAAAACCGUAUCCCUACCCAGAUUGGAACUCUGCGGAGCGGUUCUACUGGCUAACCUUUUUAACUCUACCCUACCCCAACUACACCUAACCCAAUAUAAAAAUUAUUUUUGGACUGAUUCAACCAUAGUUCUCGCUUGGUUAAACAAACCACCCUGUUCAUGGACCACUUUCGUUUCACAUCGAGUAGCUGCAAUCACCGAGAAAGUGGGAGUCGAUAAGUGGAACCAUGUGGAAAGCCAAGACAAUCCCGCAGACUUGGCAAGCCGAGGAUGUACACCCACCGAUCUAUUGAAUUGCAACCUCUGGUGGCAUGGACCCCAAUGGCUACAACACGAAAAGGAGCAUUUUCCAGAAUCGGAGAAAACAUACAACACUACCGUUGAAUUCAAACCCGUUAAGACGUUUGCGAUAACCACCCAAGAGGAUAUACUAGAAAGGUUUUCCUCAUUCUCCAGAGCUAUUCGCGUUAUCGCUUACCUAUUAAGGUUUUGCGCAAAUGCCUCACCAAGGAGGCGAGAAAUUGUUUACUCAAGCCACGAUAUAACCCCGGAAGAGUUCAAAACAGCCCGAAUAAAGUUAAUCAUUCACACCCAAAAAACACAUUUCAGAGAAGAAUAUGAUGCCUUGACCCGUAAAACCCAAAUACACAAGAAAAGUUCAUUGUUGACUUUAAAUCCGUUCAUUGACCCUAAAGGAGUUAUGCGAAGUGACGGAAGAUUAACCAAUUCCGCAGCACUAUCAUAUAAUGAGCGUCACCCUAUCUUAUUACCCUAUAAUAGUCGUUUGUCAAAACUACUAACUCAAUUCACCCAUACAGUAGCGUUACACGGCGGAAAUCAGCUAGUCUUACGACUUAUGCGUUCAGAAUUUUGGAUACCGAAGCUGAAAACCCUCAUCAAGUCUAUCAUUCAUCAGUGCAAAACUUGCGUUUUGCACAAAAAUCGCAACACUACUCAGAUUAUGGCAGCACUACCCGCCGAACGUACCACCUUAACCCGUGCAUUCGCAACAACAGGAGUCGAUUUCGCCGGUCCCUACGACAUUAAAAAUUACACCGGCAGAGCAUGUCUGAUCACAAAAGGUUACGUAUGCGUAUUUGUAUGUUUUGCAACCAAGGCAAUACAUCUAGAGCCAGUAAGUGAUCUCACCACAAACGCAUUCAUGGCCGCAUUCGCACGUUUCUUUUCCAGGCGCGGAUGUCCCGCCGAUCUCUAUUCGGACAAUGUGAAUCGCACCAAAACAUCAACUGGCACUUUAACCCUCCAGGAGCUCCACACAUGGGUGGACUCUGGGAAGCAGGAGUGA